This is a messenger RNA of Sclerotinia sclerotiorum 1980 UF-70, 1089 nucleotides long. RefSeq lists its product as hypothetical. Gene Ontology annotation, molecular function: zinc ion binding; alcohol dehydrogenase (NADP+) activity. Bases 1 to 1089 code for a protein of 362 amino acids. The record is from RefSeq and is a predicted model, not a curated record. The transcript has 2 exons. NCBI's taxonomy places the organism in Eukaryota, Fungi, Ascomycota, Leotiomycetes, Helotiales, Sclerotiniaceae. Gene Ontology annotation, biological process: alcohol metabolic process.
AUGGCAAGUUCAUAUAAAUUCCAAGGAUGGAUGGCAUUAGAUAAGGAGGCGGCCAAGGGAAGUAUGGUAUGGCAAGAAUUUGAACCGAAGACCUGGACAGAGGAUGAUGUCGAUAUUAAAAUCGCCUACUGUGGUAUCUGUGCGUCUGAUAUUCAUACUUUAAGGUCUGGAUGGGGCCCGUCAAACUAUCCGUGCUGUGUAGGACAUGAAUUGACUGGUACUGCGGUGAAGAUCGGAAAGAAUGUAAAGCACAUCAAGCUCGGCGAUCGAUGUGGUGUCGGUGCACAAUCCGGUGCUUGCCUCAAGCCAGAUUGCGAGGAGUGCGCAAGUGGAUUAGAGAACCAUUGCCCAAGAAUUGUUGGAACUUAUAACAUGGCAUACCCCGAUGGCUCCAAGUCCUACGGUGGUUAUGCAGAUUACUGGCGGGGUCCAGCCAAUUUCGUUUUCAAGAUUCCUGACGAACUUUCUCUUGCCGAGGCUGCUCCUAUGCUGUGUGGAGGUAUCACAGUAUGGUCACCCCUUGUCAACAACGGAGCCGGACCAAACAAACGAGUCGGCAUAGUUGGCAUCGGAGGUUUGGGUCACUUUGGUCUUCUAUGGGCUAAGGGUCUCGGCUGCAAAGAGGUUGUUGCAAUUUCGCGAACAAACGGGAAGAAAGCCGAUGCAGAGAAGAUGGGUGCCACCAGAUUUAUUGCCACCGAGGAGAAAGAUUGGUCCAAGAAGCACGCCAGAUCACUUGACUUGAUCAUUUGCACUGUAUCCAGCCCAGACAUGCCAAUUGAUGGAUAUCUUCAGUUGUUGAGAACCAAAGGUGAAUUCAUUCAAGUCGGAGCGCCGGAGGAUGUUAUCCCACCUUUGAAUAUGUUUUCCUUGAUUGUGAAAGGACUCAAGAUUGGAGGUAGUGCUAUCGGUACACCAAAGGAGAUCAAUGAGAUGCUCGAGUUUGCUGCCAAAAAUAAGAUCCAUCCAUUCAUUGAGGAGAGACCAAUGUCGGAGGCAAACCAAAUUAUUGUUGACAUGGAGGAUGGAAAGGCUCGAUUCCGCUAUGUCUUGGUGAAUGAAAAGCAUGCAAAUGAAUUAAAGCAGUAG